UAACGAGCGUCUUAGUUCCAAACAGGCAAUUGGGCAGGAUCGUCGGUGUAUCGUCGUGCGUUAAUAGAUAUAGAAUAAAUUAGCAUAUCAGCAUCCGCUCAGAAGUCAGCGGUUGCAGGUUUGCCGGCGAAUUGGCAAAUUGAAGGUGUGAAAUACGAUCUUCAUCUCGAAGAAGUGAGACAUUGUUCUCGGACGCCACUGUGCGGAACCUUACGAAAGUGUGAUAACAGCAGGUGGUUAUGCAAUAUUGGCCUUCGGCUGUGGACUGAAAGUGAAUCUUUGCCUGUGAAAUUCAAGAACUCGGAACUGAUACCUGUGUGUCAUGAUGAGAUGUGCGGCACUGAUCGUGUUGGCUUUGGCUGCCGUAGCUCGAGCAGAGGAUUUCAACGGAUAUUUCUAUCCAAAGCCUAGCUGCUCUUUUCAAGCGGAUCAAACGGUUUAUGUCACGCAGACUCAAACAGAAUACCAAGUCUACACGGAAACUGCCCAAGGCCAGAUCCAGUACGAUGAACAAACCAUUACACAAUACUCUUCAAUCUACAUCACAUCGGAAUAUACACAAACUGUACCAGUGUACGAAACGGAGACCCGGACAAACACCUAUACCGUCACGGCGCCUGCCGGACCUCCUCAAACCAUCUACAAUACAAUAACGCAGCCACCGAUCGUAUCAACCUACGUGUCUACACAAAUACAGGCAACUCCAGUCUACACGACCAUACGGGACGUCACAACAGUUACCCUGCCACCGCGAGUACUUCCCGCGCAAACCGUUUACAAUACAGUUUCUCUACCAGCGGUUACCAGAACCACCACUAUCGUUCAAACUGCAACCGUUCCGGUUAUUCAAACUGUUCAAGACGUUAGAACUGUUACUGCACCUCCAGUUACCCUACCUCCACAAGUCAUCUACUCCACGGUACAACUGCCAGCACAAUACAUCACCACAACAUCCUACUACACAACCACCACUCCAGUCAUCCAAACGGUCCACGACACAAUUACCGCUCCGCCAGUAUCGCUACCAGGUCAAACUAUCUACCAAACCAUUACUCAACCAGCGCAGACUGUAGUGUCCACAAUAAUCAGCGCCACGCCAACACAAGUAUACAAAACUAUUACCAAUACCCAAACCAUAUCUCUACCAGCGCCACCGGCGCAGUACACGACCAUCUAUACUACCGUUACACUUCCGGGUCAGGAUUAUACACAGAACAACAUCGCUACCACAACGUUGUAUGACGUCCAGUACAUCACAGAAACCGUAACCAACACCAUUCCUGGAAUCCAAUACGACGCUCAAACCAUCUACACCACAGUAACGCUGCCAGAAGUCACACAGACCUUCUGUGGUCCACAAAACACCUACUUGCCGGCCGCCGAUGGUAGCAACGGUGGAUUCAGUGGGUUCGCUAGGGGUUUCAGUCAGCGAUUUAAUCGGCUCUUCUGAGCAUUCAGUCGGCAUGGACCGAGUUUUAAAGACAAUACUCAUAAACGCUGCCAGCACCAGUAGACAACGGCUCGUUUCAUUAAGUGUAAAUAAAUGCGCACCUAUGCGGUGAUGAUCUACUGAA
Topomyia yanbarensis is the source of this 1574-nucleotide messenger RNA. RefSeq lists its product as uncharacterized. The transcript has 2 exons. NCBI's taxonomy places the organism in Eukaryota, Metazoa, Arthropoda, Insecta, Diptera, Culicidae. The coding region runs from base 323 to 1450 and encodes 375 amino acids. The record is from RefSeq and is a predicted model, not a curated record.